AUGAGCGACCUCGCAGCCAUGGAGUCUGAGACUCCCAACAUCCCACCCCCGAGAGUCGUCGAGCUUGCCCCCGAUGUCCCAAAACUCGAAGAGAUACUCUCCGCAAACGACUUUGCCCUCGCCGCCCAAAAAGCACUUACACCAAAAGCCUGGGCGUUUUACUCGUCCGCCGCCACAGAUCUCAUCACUGUGAACAAGAAUCGCGAGCUUAUUAGACGAGUCAUGCUUAGGCCGAGGAUCUUGAGAAAUGUUUCGAGUGUUAGGAUAGAUCGCAAGAUUCUGGGCCUUGAUAGCAAGGCGCCUUUCAUCAUGUGUCCUGCGGCCAUGGCGACGUUGGCGCAUCCUGAUGGUGAGCUUGGAUGGAGUAGAGCUGCCGCCAGUGAGGGUAUCUUUGAGAUUAUCUCUAGCAACGCCUCCUACUCCCUCCCCAGCAUCAUCGCCGCCGCUCCUCCCGGCCACCCUUUCUUCCUCCAACUCUACGUCAACUCCAACCGCCCCAAGACAGUCGAACUCCUCCGCCGCGCCCGCUCCCUUGGUAUCAAAGCCAUUUUUGUCACCGUCGACGCACCCGUACCUGGCAAGCGCGAAGCCGACGAACGCGCAGCUCAAGAUGUGGUGAUAAAAUCUGAGAUGAGCGGGAGCGAGAGUAGCAAGGAUAAUAAGGGUAGUGGACUGGGUAGGUUGAUGGGACAGUAUAUUGACAAGAGCCUGAAUUGGGAGGACUUGAAGUGGAUUCGGGAGGAGAGCUCGGUGCCGAUUGUGCUCAAGGGCGUGCAGACUGUCGAGGACGUGAAGUUGGCUGUUGAGUAUGGCGUGGAUGGUGUCAUGCUAAGCAACCACGGAGGAAGGUCACUUGAUGGCGCCCAAGCAUCCAUCCUCAUCCUUCUCGAAGUCCGAAAGAGGUUCCCUGAGGCGUUCCAACAUCUCGAGAUAUUCAUCGACGGCGGUUUUGAGCGAGGCUCUGAUAUUCUCAAGGCAAUUGUCCUAGGCGCUACAGCUGUUGGAAUCGCAAGACCGUUCCUUUAUUCGUUGGUGUAUGGCCAAAAAGGCGUGGAGCAUCUUUCGCAAAUCCUCAAGGAUGAGCUCGAGACGUCAUUGAGGUUGGCUGGUCUGACGAGUUUGGACCAAGCAACACCAGACUUGGUCAACACGCUGGAUGUGGACUACCUGGUUCCAUCUGGUGGUGCUGAGUCGUGCCCGAUGUCGAGGAUGAGGGCGAAGCUGUAG
Molecule: messenger RNA, 1227 nt
Organism: Fusarium keratoplasticum
Lineage: Eukaryota; Fungi; Ascomycota; Sordariomycetes; Hypocreales; Nectriaceae
Product: FMN hydroxy acid dehydrogenase domain-containing protein
Exons: 5
Coding region: 1-1227 (408 amino acids)
Molecular function (GO): FMN binding; oxidoreductase activity
Source: RefSeq, a predicted model, not a curated record